Melanotaenia boesemani (Boeseman's rainbowfish) is the source of this 2834-nucleotide messenger RNA. It is a transcript of the gene dph5, whose product is annotated as diphthamide biosynthesis 5. The transcript has 7 exons. Gene Ontology annotation, biological process: protein histidyl modification to diphthamide. Lineage: Eukaryota; Metazoa; Chordata; Actinopteri; Atheriniformes; Melanotaeniidae. Bases 135 to 1001 code for a protein of 288 amino acids. The record is from RefSeq and is a predicted model, not a curated record. Gene Ontology annotation, molecular function: diphthine synthase activity.
CAAGCUGUAUUUCAGUGGGUACAGUGGGACUACACGUGAAGGAGGCUACGACGUGAAGUCAGAGUGAAAUUAAACGGUUUAGGGCUUCAUGUGGUGGCAUUUUAGAUCCGCUACAGGAAUUUAAAGCCGCUAGAAUGCUGUAUCUCAUCGGUCUGGGACUCGGAGACGCUACCGACAUCACGGUGAAGGGUCUGCAGGCGGUGAAGACCUGCGCCAGAGUCUACCUGGAGGCCUACACCUCCAUCCUCACCGUGGGUAAAGAAGCGCUGGAGGAGUACUACGGGAAGGAGCUGAUCCUGGCUGACCGGGAUCUGGUAGAACAGGGAGCUGAUGAAAUCCUGAAGGAUGCAGAUGUAACCGACGUGGCCUUCCUGGUGGUGGGCGACCCUUUCGGCGCCACCACCCACAGUGACCUGGUCCUGAGGGCGGUGAAUGCUGGGAUCCCGUACAAAGUCAUCCACAAUGCCUCCGUCAUGAACGCAGUGGGCUGCUGUGGUCUGCAGCUGUAUAACUUCGGGGAGACAGUGUCGGUGGUGUUUUGGACGGACACGUGGAGACCUGAGAGCUUCUACGACAAGAUCUGUAAAAACAGAACGGCUGGACUGCACACGCUCUGUCUGCUGGAUAUUAAAGUCAAGGAGCAGAGCAUCGAGAACAUGAUGAGGGGGAAGAAGAUCUUUGAGCCUCCUCGCUUCAUGACAGUCAGUCAGGCUGCAGAUCAGCUGAUUCAGAUCAUCCACAGGAGGAGAGAGGAGGGGGCGGAGCUUGGCAUCACAGAGGACACAGUGUGCGUCGGCGUGGCCAGACUCGGCUCCGACGAUCAGGUCAUCCGGACGGGGACGUUACAGCAGCUGGCGUCAUGUGACCUGGGCGGGCCGCUCCAUUCACUAGUUGUCACCGGCCAGCUCCACCCGCUGGAGGUGGACAUGCUGCGAGUGAACGCAGAACCAAACGCACUGCAGCACCUAUGCAUGAUUGACAGCUCAACGUACACCUCCUAACGACAACAUAUCGAUCCAGUUCAACUCAGGUCCAACUUUAAUGUUUUCAUGUCGAGUUUAACACGUUGGAUUCAAGGAACAGUUCUGAUAUUAAAACAGAAAAAAUCAGCCAGUAUGACUCUGAUCCUCCUGCAGCUCCUUCACAACACGGAUCAAAAACUUCGCUCAGAGACCGAAUUAUUUAUUACAGCUUUAAAAAAAACAAAAAAAAACAAACAAACCCACCAACAGGUCCCAUUGUUUGGUUGCAUGGUUUGGCACAGUAAAAAGUGGCAUCACAUAAACUGAGGAGUCCCAGCAGUGAUGUCAGCGAUGGUGGGAGGGGCUCAGAUUGUCUCUGAUACUGACAAAGGCACUUACCCAGAAUGCUUUGCUCCAAUCAACAAAGUGCAGGGGGAGGGGGGAAAUGCCCAGCAGCCCAGAUAGGUACACUUACAAAAAAAAAGGGCAGGGCUGUUUGAGUUCGUGAGUUCUUUGUGACCCCCCUUCCCUCUGAAUCUGUCCUGCAGUGACUGUUGGGGGUGGGGUCAGAGGUCACCUUCAGCAGCAGACUAAAUGUGAUUGGUCCCAGGGUUUGGAGGUGGGGCUUCUACAUGGCGGCCGUGUCGAUCUGAACGUACAGCUGUCGUACUCCAACCUGGAAGGGGGAGACAACAGCUGAAAACUUCUGGACCGCAUUCAGACCGUCAGUGAUGGUGCGUUCGGGUACCUGUGUGAAGAUGUUGUGCGUCUGGCUGAGGAUCCAGCGAGUGUCGGCGUCGGGGGCAACCAGUAGCUUCAACGUCCCGAUGUAAACGUCAGUACAAAGAGUCCAGAAGUGAGGCUCCUGCAGGUUGUACACCCCCUGCAGCUGCUGCACCUGAACAUCACAAACCAGGAAUUAGACUUAUCCACGGUGCAGAGAUUACAUGUUUGACAGCCAUGAAAACUGGUGCUCCAGAAACACCAACUUUACUGAGUCAGUGGCUGAGAGUGAGAGUGUGGGAGCCAACCAAAAUGUUAAAGCUUUAACUUAGGGCUGGGAUAUACUUGCUGUAAAGCAAGCGUACAUGUCAACGUUCCGCUACGUCUGUGUGAAAACUAACAAUGGAAGCACGAUGCAGCCAAAACGCUCAAUACUGGAGGUCACCACUAGGGGCGGUAUUCUGAAAUAGUGGCAAGGUCAAUCUACCGAUCACAUUGUAUUUCUGGGGCAGCCGUGAUACGUAUGCAUCGCUAACAGCAAGUAUAUCCCAGCCCUUAGGCUCGUUACAUACUUUGUUCUUGUUCUCAAGGCCUUAACAAGAAAGGCGGGUUUGUCCAUGCUGUGGUGUCCAUGUCUUAAAACGCCACGUGUUGUUUACAUUUUUGUACUUUCUCACCACCUCGAUCAACUCUCCAUUAAAACUAUCCUUUCAACCUUGCAUCAGCGGACACAGCUUUCCGCUUCAUUCUCUUCCACGUUAACAACGCCCACCUCAAAUAUCUGACCAAUCACACAAUACUUCUCGGAAUCCCACGAGAAGAAGUCACAAGCUGUUCCCAACCACAUUCAAGAGAACAAAAUGAUGUCAAUUUGCUCUCGUGGCCUCCAGAACAAGAAGAAAGUUCUCGAGCAGCCGAGGUGGAACAUGGACUGAGGAUGCCUCUCACUUUUGUUUUUAGUCUCGUUUGUGAAGCAAAGAGGAGCUCAAUGAAAUGUUUGGCUGGAAUCUUGAAGGUACAUCUGUUGUAAACUGGGCACACGGUUAUGUUUGUAUUGUACUAACUGACUUCCUCUAGCAUGUAAUACAGCAUUUACAACCUCGGUAAAGUGUUUUCAGGUCCUGCUCCAAUAAAUGUGUAUAAAUCUCA